Messenger RNA from Scleropages formosus (Asian bonytongue), 1593 nucleotides. RefSeq names its product inner ear-specific collagen-like. The transcript is spliced from 5 exons. The record is from RefSeq and is a predicted model, not a curated record. Gene Ontology annotation, molecular function: protein binding. Lineage: Eukaryota; Metazoa; Chordata; Actinopteri; Osteoglossiformes; Osteoglossidae. Bases 70 to 1593 code for a protein of 507 amino acids.
GAAAAUUAAACGCAACACUGUUCUUCCAAAAAACACUUGGAGAAGCAGACCAGAGCUCCACAACUGGCAAUGCCUACUUUUCCUGUGGUGUUGCUGGCUGUAACAAUGGCAGCACUACUGGUAUUACCUGCCACAGCCAAAACUACUCGCUGGCCCAAGCAGCCCUACACCAAGCCUCCAGGCCCUGGCCGCCUCCCAGCCCCUGCCCGUCCACCCCCUGUUCCUGGCCGCCAGGGGCUUCAAACUACUACGACCGCCACUGUGUCCAGCACCGCACCUGCAGAAGAGACUACAGAUCCACUGGAGGCUUAUUCCUUUCCCUCGACUGACAGCACCACCUUCGCAGGUCAUAUGUUCCCUGACCACCAGACAGACUCAACACCCCCUAGUAUUAUACCAGGGAACUACAGCCUAGACUACAAUGAGUGCUUCUUCAAUUUCUGUGAUUGCUGCCCACCAGAAAGAGGCCCCUCAGGGCCAAGAGGCGAGCCGGGGUUACCAGGUAACAACAGCCACAGCCGAAAUGUCUCUGACCAGACAGGAGCACCAGGGGAGAAGGGAGAACCUGGACCCAGAGGACUCCCAGGUCUAACAGGAAUCCCUGGAAGCCUGGGAUCCAAAGGAGAAAAAGGAGAGAAAGGAGACCAAGGAAACACUGGCCUUGCUGGAGUGCCAGGAAUUGCAGGGAAACAAGGAGAAAAAGGUGAUAUGGGCCUCAAGGGAGAGAAAGGAGACAUAGGUUUCCCUGGUUUCAAAGGGGAACAGGGUGAAAAGGGUGAACAGUGUGAGAAUGGAACCAAGGGAGAAAAAGGUGAUUUUGGGGAACAGGGCCCUCCUGGACCCCCAGGAUCAGCUGGAGAGAAGGGUGACAAGGGUGAUCCCGGCCAAAAGGGUGAAUGCCUGAAUAUCACUGUAAAAGGAGAGCAAGGGGACAGGGGUGUGCCUGGUCCACAAGGUAUAAGGGGAGAGGCAGGACUGCCAGGAAUAAACGGAAUGCAAGGUCCCCCAGGCCCCAAAGGGGAGAAAGGUGAACUGGGCACUACUGGGGGGAAGGGAGAAGCAGGACCUAGAGGAACCCCAGGUCCCCCAGGUGGGAGAGGCAUUGCUGGUCCAAAGGGAAACAAAGGAGCCAAAGGGGCUCGUGGGCUAAGAGGGGUCAAAGGAUCACAGGGUGAAAGUGAGAUGCCGAACCGCUCUGGGUUUAGUGUCGGGCUCUUCCCCAGCAAGUCUUUUCCUCCCCCUGGCCUCCCAAUCAAAUUUGACAAAGUCUUCUAUAAUGAAGAGGGCCACUAUGACCUCAACAUCAACAAGUUCAACUGUACCUACUCUGGAGUCUAUAUCUUCACCUACCACAUCACCGUACGGAACCGUCCCCUACGUGCAGCUCUUGUGGUCAAUGGCAGCAAGAAACUUCGCACACGAGAUUCUCUGUAUGGUCAAGACAUUGACCAGGCCUCCAACUUGCUUAUGCUAAAGCUGUCAGCUGGUGACCAGGUGUGGCUGGAGACGCUGCGGGACUGGAAUGGUGUGUAUUCCAGCAGUGAGGACGACAGCACUUUCACCGGCUUCCUACUCUACAGUGACAAAGACUAA